AUGGUUUUGCAGUGGCACGUGGGGUCGCCGGUCCUGCUGAAAGCUGUGCUGGCCAUAGGCGUAUGCUUGAUUAUCUACAUUAGCCAACACCCCGCCCUCGACAGGUUCGAACAUCGGAUCUCGGUGCUUGAUCUCUCCCUGAAGCUUCCCAAGGGUGGGCUGAACUUUAGCAACAAGAGCGAUCACCAUGGCUUCUACUCCUCCGAGGCCGCCAGCCAGUUCUGCAAGCACCAUGGAUACCCCGUCUUCACGCCCCAGACGGAGUCCGGCCAGCGGAAAGUCUACGAUCUCUUCAUGGUGAACACGGAGCUUGACUGGAUGGAAAUCCGUCUCAACGUCACAUACAACUACGUCGAUUACUUCGUUAUUGUCGAGUCUCCCAAGACUUUCACUGGGAAGCCCAAGCCACUCACCAUUAAGGAAAACUGGGAGCGGUUCAAGCCGUACCACGACAAGCUCAUCUACCACGAGCUCGAGUUUCCCUCCACCUUCAACCCGCGUAGGUCUUGGGACUACGAGGACCUCCAACGGAACGCCAUGUAUUCCCAGGUCUUCCCCAAGCUCGUCGGCAGGCAGGCACCGGCAUAUGGGGACGUCAUCAUCGUAGCGGACGUCGAUGAGAUUGCCCGCCCCGAGACAUUGCUGGUGCUGCGGACGUGCCGGUUUCCCCGCCGCCUCACCCUUCGCAGCCGGUUCUAUUACUACAGCUUCCAGUUCCUACAUACGGGGCCAGAAUGGGAACAUCCGCAGGCGACCUUCUAUCAGGGCUCGCGCACGCUCCUGCCGGCGAACCUCCGGAUGGGUGACGGCGGAUUCAAGCCGCUUUACGAGCUCGAGAAAGCGGAUCUAGGAAACGCGUGCUGGCACUGCUCGAGCUGUUUCGCAACGGUCGAUGAAUUCCUCACCAAGAUGGCGUCCUUCUCGCACGAGUGGAUGAACGGCGAGAGGUUCCGCGACAGAGACCGCAUCGCCGAGGCCAUCAGGAGCGGAAAGGACUUGUGGGGCCGCGACGUUGACCAGUUCGUGAGGCUGGAGAACAAUACGGACAUGCCGAGCAUCUUGCUCGAGCAACCGCAGAGGUUUGGAUACAUGGUGAAUCGGGAUGGACCCUCGGCCGGGUUCACCGACUAUCCAUGA
Colletotrichum graminicola M1.001 is the source of this 1137-nucleotide messenger RNA. Its product is annotated as glycosyltransferase family 17. Lineage: Eukaryota; Fungi; Ascomycota; Sordariomycetes; Glomerellales; Glomerellaceae. Gene Ontology annotation, molecular function: beta-1,4-mannosylglycoprotein 4-beta-N-acetylglucosaminyltransferase activity. Bases 1 to 1137 code for a protein of 378 amino acids. The transcript has a single exon. The record is from RefSeq and is a predicted model, not a curated record. Gene Ontology annotation, biological process: protein N-linked glycosylation; N-acetylglucosamine metabolic process. Gene Ontology annotation, cellular component: membrane.